CCUCCCCAUGGCGACACCCCUGCUGCUCUUGCUCUACCUGGCGACCGUCGGCUCCGACAACAUUGAUCUGCCUAUGUUUGGAGCACCCAUAAACAACAUCACGAUUCCUGUAGGAAGAGAGGCCAACCUUGUUUGUACUGUGGACAACCUUGCCACCUACAAGGUGGCGUGGCUGCGCAUAGAAACUCAAACGAUCCUGACUAUCCACACUCACGUGAUCACGAAGAAUCGGAGGAUUGGCGUGACUCACAGUGACCCGAGGACCUGGAACCUCCACAUCCGCGAAGUGCAGGAGUCAGACCGUGGCUGGUACAUGUGCCAGAUCAACACGGACCCUAUGAAGAGCCAAGCUGGCUUUCUCAAUGUUGUUGUUCCUCCUGAUAUCCUGGACCACCCUACCAGCACCGAUAUGGUGGUGCGGGAGGGUAGCUCAGUCGCCCUCACGUGUGCAGCAUCAGGCUCUCCUAACCCGUCCAUAGUGUGGCGUCGUGAGGCUGGGGAAGCUAUUGUUCUAAACGAUGGAACCCAAGCUAUGACCUAUGAAGGGGCUGUGCUCAACAUAUCCCGGGUGAACAGACUGCACAUGGGGGCCUACCUCUGUAUCGCCUCCAACGGCGUUCCUCCCUCCGUCAGCAAGAGGAUAGUGCUGAUAGUCCACUUUCCGCCCAUGAUAUCGGUGCCCAAUCAGCUGGUGGGCGCGCGAGAGGGGCAGCAACUGUCGCUCGAGUGCCACUCGGAAGCUUAUCCCAAGUCCAUUAACUACUGGACCAGGGACAAAGGCCAGAUGAUCUUUCACGGUGCCAACUUUGAGCCAGAGAUGUUAGACAAGGCAUACAGAGUUAUUAUGAAGCUGAAUAUCCGAGCUAUACAUCCCUCAGACUUCGGCGUUUAUAUGUGUGUAGCAAAGAACGCACUAGGGGUCACAGAUGGCUCCAUCAAAGUUUACAAAAUAACAGAUGACAACAGUAUACGAAUAUCAGGAAGAAACGAAGUCGUACUGGAUGCAAAUUCAGAAGACAGCACUUUGUACAGUGGCCAUAAACCAAGUCGCCAGAAUGCUAGAGACUCUGGGAAGGAUCAAGAACCGACAUCUGGCGGCUAUCAGAUUUACUUCAAAGCUUCAUUUUUCAUAUACUGGAGUUUCACGAACAUUUGGUUAUCCUGGAUUUUCGUACAUAUAUAAAAAUGUUUCAUGUAAAUACUUUGAUACAAUGUGUAGUUAAAUCCAAGCGAUAGGCUGUACUGGUGCUUUUAAGUAGUUAAUGUAUUUUUGUACAUAAAAUCGUGAUGAUUUAGUUCAUAUAUUAGAUAAAACUAUGUUUUAGUCUUAUAAUUAUUUCUGAGCGUUUUAAAUAUUUUUGCAGUUAAGUUAUAAAAUAAGCAACUAAUAAUUUAAAAAUAAAGUCAAAUAUGCAUUAUAAACACUAAAAUGUAUUAAGUCGUCACUAUUAUCAUGAUAUUGUACUACUUUAUCUGAACAACGAAUAAAGUUUAAUCUAUGAAUCUGAAUGUACUGCAAACGCUUAAAAAUAUUUGGAAGAUGACAUAUUAGUUACAUUUGCAUAUAAUUUAUAUUAUAUGGUUUUUUAUACCAUGGUAAUAUUUCAGCUUUAUAUCAUAAGAACAUCACAAAUGUCAAUUUUAAAAUUUCUCAUUAUCAUACAUUGAUCAUUAAUACUUUUAAAACCUUACAUAGAUUUUAAAAAGGCACCUUAUAGGUACCAAUUUAAUUUCUAUAUUUUCAGUCUGAAUAUGAUACUAGCUUGUUUAAUUAAAUUUCUGUUACUAUUUCCAUACAAGAAAAACAUAUAAAAUAGCAUAAUGUAAUACGAAUAAAAAGUACUUAUUUGAGCAAAUAAGAUGUUGUAUAUGUUUAAAGACACAAUUUUAUUAUGUUGAAUUUACACUAGUUAAAGUCAUAACUCAUGAAGUUAUUAUUUUCUAGAUGCCAUUGCAAAAACAUUUAGCAUAUUAGCUACGUUUAAAUUUUAAAAACUCAAUUUAAUUUAUUAAAUGCAUUGCAUUUUUUCAGUAUCAGAGCUUUAAACUUUUGUUCAACUAUAUUCCUUAAAUAAACUAUCAAAGAUGGAAACAGUUUAAAUAACAAUUAAGAAUUUCUCAAAAUAUUACUCAUAAACUUAUACUUUGCUGUUACAUCCUUCAUUCAAACAAUUUUAGCAGUAUUCUAUGGUUAAAAUAUAGUAUAUGUAUUCUUACUUCAUGGUUAUUUGAUUUCCAUAUAUUCUUCUACAUACUCAUGUAUUUUAUUUUAUACAUAUUGUGGCCAGAAGCACGAAUGUAUGCCAGAACUUCUUUUGAGAAAGCAAUUGUAAUGUUACUGACAUACGCAAAUAAUGAAGGUUUGAUUUUUAUUAAAUAUAAGGAAUAAGUUGCAUUAAUUGUAGUCAUUGUUUAACGAAAACAAUUGUUACAUAAAUAUUAUAAUAAAAACUUGAUAGUUGAUGUUUUACUAUGUUAAACAGUUAGAAUUUGCUUUGUACCAUCUGGUUUAGAUUAAACUCUAUAACCUUUUUAUAGAAUAUAAAGAAUUUCACGAUAAUUUAGUCAUUUAUUGAUGAAAUUAAUCACUUAAAUUAAUUAUAUGAAUAAAUUAUCAUGACUUUUUUGUGUAGUUUAAAUGUGUCAUUUACAUUAUUGUAUUUUAUUAAUGAGAAUCUAAUUAGGCUAUAAAUAAAAUCCAUCUAAAUUGAAAAUGAGUAAUAUAGUGAUGGAAGAUACAAUUGCUUUGUAACUUCAUUUGAACCAUACGAAUAUUGUGUUUAUUAUUUAUUUUAAAAUUUGCAAUUGAAAUACUUAGUUAUAUUAUUUAACGAAUAAUAUCCACUAUUGGAAUGUAAAUUUUAACAGCAGUAUUUAAGUACCUGAAUUAAAUUGUUAUCUUCAACUUCAAUAUGUAAUCCCCACACAUUUAAAUUACUGGAUUUUAAAGUAUAGUCCAGCGCUGAAUUACGGAACUUUGCGAUUUAUAGAACGGAAAUUUUGCUAUUAUUACUUCAGUUAAUAUACAAUUUGAAUGUCAAAUAUAUAAACAUUAAAUUAUAUACACCAUAUAGUUUUUUAAGACGUAUUUUUAAUAUUUCACAAUAAUAUAAGCUAUAACAACCAUGUAUAGUAGUUUUUUUUUUCAAAGCAGGCAUUUAAUAUAAAAUGUAUUACAUUUUGUUUAGUCAUGAUUUAUUAUAAGUAUAUAAAUACUAGUCAAACAUAUUGGUAUUUCAACAACAAAACUAAAUAGUGCAGUAAUCCUAUUGAAGGGUUUUUGUAUAAAAUUUAAUUAAAUGGAGUUUCCUCAA
Homalodisca vitripennis (glassy-winged sharpshooter) is the source of this 3314-nucleotide messenger RNA. RefSeq names its product lachesin-like. The transcript has 10 exons. NCBI's taxonomy places the organism in Eukaryota, Metazoa, Arthropoda, Insecta, Hemiptera, Cicadellidae. The coding region runs from base 8 to 1183 and encodes 391 amino acids. The record is from RefSeq and is a predicted model, not a curated record. Gene Ontology annotation, cellular component: neuron projection.